AUGGACGAAAACCAAACUGAUCAAAUACCUGGGGGUUUAUUCAUUAUCAUCAAAGAAAGACAUGGAAACAUUAUAUACGGACGUUGCAAAGAUUUCGUAAAUGGCCAUAGAAAACUAGCCAGAUUGACGAACAGAAGAAUAUUUUUGUUGAGGUGCAGACGAGAAAGAAUUUUUCCUAACCACAUCAUUCAUAACAUAAACCAAAUAUAUUCCUUGGAAGUUGAAGAGCACCCGUUCAGAAACAAAAUAGGGAAGAUUUUGAGUAGAUUCAGAAAUUCCAUAUUGAAUGUGGAAAUAAAAAUUACUAUUUGGAAUUUGAGGAAGACAAAUCAGAGGUUGAGAGAGUCAGAUGCUUUCCUCGCAAACUUGAUAUCUCCUAGCUUAGUUAGCUCCCUCAGAUCCUUUGCAAGAAAAACUUUAGAUAGAGUUCUACUGGAAACUAAGGAAAACAAUGUUAAAAAACUGGAUAACCUAUUGAGGACACAAAAACCCACUGUGAAUUUGGUGACUUCUGACAAUUAUAUAAGAAACUAUACAGGUGUAGUUCUGCCGGAUAAUGUUAAGUCAGUGUUAGCUCUCGGUCCCAAACAUGGAAUCCCCCCAUUCAAAUUCCCAACUUUGGAAGUUAUUAAAGACAUAGAGAGUUGUAUAUCUGUCUCUCCUUUUACUGAUGAGAUAAAGAAUAAAUACAGGAUCAGAUGUAUAAACACCAUCAAUAACUAUAGGAAUAACCCUGUUAGCGGAAGGUUACAGCAAACUCCGACAUUCAAACAACUGACGGACACUAACAACUUUGUGAGAGAUCACCCGGAAUUAAUUAUAAAUUCAUCAGACAAAGGUAAUACUACGGUGGUCAUGUAUAGGGGUGAAUAUUUGGAGGAGGCCCAUAGAAUGUUAAGUGACACUGAAGUUUAUGUACUGCUAACAGCAGACCCCACAAAGCUGUACCAGGAUAAGAUAAACAGGAUAUUAAAGAAGUUUAAAGAGGAAUCAAUGAUUACAGCUGAUGAGUACAAAAAACUGAUCCGACAUAAUGGUAUUUCUCCCAGGUUAUACUUCCUCAGAAAGACCCAUAAGGAAGGCCUCUCUUUUAGACCUAUUUCCAACAAUAUCAAUUCUCCAACCUACAACAUUGGAAAGUUUCUCCACCAAAUUUUAUCUCAAGUGUUGUCAACUUCACCAUAUAAUGUCAAAAACUCUUUUGACCUCAAAAGAGAUCUACAGGGUGUCCAUGUUCCGGAGGGUUACAUUCUGGUGUCGCUAGAUGUGGUCUCACUGUUCACCUAUAUAUCCAGAGAACUUGUGAUAACUAUGAUAAAGAAACAAUGGAACUAUAUUAAGAACUUCACCAACCUAAGUAGAUAA
Molecule: messenger RNA, 1365 nt
Organism: Coccinella septempunctata (seven-spotted ladybird)
Lineage: Eukaryota; Metazoa; Arthropoda; Insecta; Coleoptera; Coccinellidae
Exons: 1
Coding region: 1-1365 (454 amino acids)
Source: RefSeq, a predicted model, not a curated record